This is a messenger RNA of Chanos chanos (milkfish), 609 nucleotides long. It is a transcript of the gene mpv17l2, whose product is annotated as MPV17 mitochondrial inner membrane protein like 2. Gene Ontology annotation, biological process: mitochondrial ribosome assembly. The transcript is spliced from 5 exons. Gene Ontology annotation, cellular component: cytoplasm; membrane; mitochondrion. The record is from RefSeq and is a predicted model, not a curated record. The coding region runs from base 1 to 609 and encodes 202 amino acids. Lineage: Eukaryota; Metazoa; Chordata; Actinopteri; Gonorynchiformes; Chanidae.
AUGAUAUCUCGACUAAGUCGAGAAUUUCUUGUUCGUAUUGCGGGCUCCUGGAAACCUUUUUUCAAAGGCAGGUUUCUCUUGUUCACAAAUACCGUAAGCUGUGGGGGUAUGCUCGCUGCGGGCGAUUUCAUUCAACAAACAAGAGAGCAAAGAAGGGCACCGGGGAGGACACGUGACUGGUAUCGAACUGGUUGCAUGUUUGCAGUGGGGUGUUCAAUGGGACCUGUCAUGCACUACUGGUACUUGUGGCUUGACAAGUUCUUUGUUGGUAACGCUUUGCCCAGUGUGACCAAGAAAGUUCUUAUUGAUCAACUUGUUGCCUCGCCAUCAAUGGGAGCAUGGUAUUUUCUCGGUAUGGGAGUAACAGAGGGCCAUUCUUUAUCUGAGGGAUGGACAGAGUUCAAAGGCAAAUUCUGGGAAUUCUAUAAGGCAGACUGGUGUGUUUGGCCUGCAGCACAAAUGAUCAACUUCUAUUUCCUGCCAUCUAAGUUCCGUGUCCUCUAUGUGAACAUCGUCACCUUGGGAUGGGACACCUACUUAUCUUAUUUAAAACAUAGUAAGAAUGACUCAAGGGACCUUGUUGAGGGACAUGUGGGGAAUGAUGAAUAA